Molecule: messenger RNA, 1143 nt
Organism: Symbiodinium necroappetens
Lineage: Eukaryota; Dinophyceae; Suessiales; Symbiodiniaceae
Source: the annotation of a GenBank genome assembly
GCGGACAUUGGAGCGGCGCAGACCCUGCUGCCGUACUUGGGUAGGAUGGAUCCUCUGUCUGGGCUCGCUAUGGUGAUGUCAGGCAUCAGCCCUUCAGCUCCAUUUUCGGAUGUACUGAAGGCAGGGCAGGUGCCCGAAAAUUCGCUGACCGGGUGGUUCUUCGACUUCUUGGCCUUCGCAUUACAGGGCCUCCCUGCAAGUGCAACUCAAGCUGCGGGUGUCUCCUUCAUGAUGCGGGAGUUCUUUGCACCGGGAGCCGUCAUGGACUACCCCAAGGGGGGCUCGGGUGCACUGGUGGAUGCCCUGCUGCGUGCUGUUGAGAAGCGUGGUGGGGAGCUGCGGCUCCGGACGCGUGUUGAGAAGCUCGCGGUCGACAAGACAGGCCGCUGCACUGGAGUCGAACUGAAAGGCGGUAAAGGUCUAGAAGCGCGUGUGGCCGUGCUGUGCAAUGCAGAUGUUUGGAACACUUCGUCGAAGUUGCUGCCGGAGGAAUGGCGCCCCAAGGUGAGAGGUUCGUCACUAGAUGUGGAGGGUGUGCCGAUGUGUCCGAGUUUCAUGCACCUGCACCUGGGCUUCCGAACUGAAGGAUUGGAUUUGGAAGCCAUGGGAGUCCACCAUAUUACCGCUGCAGACCUGCAAGCACCGGUUGAUGCUACAGACAACCUGGUUUUCAUCUCCAUUCCCAGUGCCAUCGACGACACCGCCGCGCCUAAGGGGUACGCUUGCCUACAUGCCUACCUGCCAGCCACAGAGCCUUACGAUGCAUGGGCCGGGAUGGACCGGCGCUCAGACGAGUACAAGCGCAAGAAAGAGGAGCGUGCCGCGCCACUCUGGAAAGCCGUCGAACGCGUGAUCCCUGACAUACAGAGCCGACUUGUUGUCAGGAUGGUCGGCACGCCCUUGACACAUGAGCGGUUUCUGAACAGGUACAGAGGCACCUACGGCCCAGCAUACCGAGCUGGGAUUCAGAGCUACCCCUCGCCGCAGACACCUCUACGAGGGCUUUGGUGCAUAGGUGAGGGAUCUUUCCCAGGGAUCGGGGUCCCGGCUGUUGCAGGGAAUGCUGCUGGAGUCGCCAACACCAUCGCACCCCUCGAGAUGCAUCAGAGGCUGCUCGAAAGGUUGAGGAAGGCCGAGCUGCUU